Messenger RNA from Lachancea meyersii CBS 8951, 1266 nucleotides. NCBI's taxonomy places the organism in Eukaryota, Fungi, Ascomycota, Saccharomycetes, Saccharomycetales, Saccharomycetaceae. The record is from the annotation of a GenBank genome assembly.
AUGGACGAGUUCAGCAACCUUUCCCUCGUCGACAAGGGAGCAGUAGUCCAUGAGAAGGACUUAGAGGCAAUUUUGGAUCUCAAAAUAUGCGAGAAUGACUUUGAAGAUGUCGACUAUAAAAAGCGUCAAAUAUCUCAAAAACUCAUGGAGAAGUUAAUGCCACAUGUACCAUCGAGCCCUUCACCACUGCGACAGUCCACGUUCCAAGAUGACUCAAACGAUGAAAUGGAUGUGGACCCUGUUGAUGUUGAAGAAGACGAUAAUCAACGCUUAAUUGAUUACAGACCUUCAGCUGACAACGAGCUGCUGGAUGAGUUAGAGUCCAUAAGUGAUGAAAGCUCGCAAACAGGACCCUCUAGUAAAGCCGUGAUUAAAGCACUUUUAUCACCAACUAGCCUGGGUGUUGCUGCCGCAACAAAACUGGAUCAACCCCCAAACGUAACCGACAAGAUCGAAAAUGAUGAUCAGUAUUCAGACUAUAAAAUGAGUCAAGACCAAGGACACAUGAACGAUCUGAAAAAUAGCACUGGUGUGAAUUUUACUUCUGGUGAAUUAAACGAGCUGCGGCAGAGAUCGCAACAACAGCCAAUUCAAAUUUCCAUAAACAACAAUCACUUUUAUUAUCCACCACCAGAUGUGUAUGCAACAGACGAGAGCUUAACUUAUGACCAGCACGACACGUUGAAAUUGCCGAACCCGUGGUCGUCAUAUUCAAAGCCUGCAUCGCGCACGUCGUAUCUCUUAACGUCAUAUCUCCAGAUUUUCCUCAACGCAUUAACAGCUUUAGUCCUAUUCUCUUUUGCGCUGAUCUUCAUGAGGUCAAUCAAGGCAGACCUGAGGUCUGCUUGGGAAGUAGCGAAAUUAGAGUUGGACCACGAAUCCAUCCAAUGCCGCAUAGAAUACGACUUAAACCAUUGCGAUCGCAGCACCAGGGUGGAAGCUUUAGAAUCACAAUGCGAGAAUUGGGGCAAGUGUAUGGCCAGAAAUAACGAUCUUUUUUUCCGCGCUAGGACCACGAUUAGUGCCAAACUUAUAGGCGACGUAAUAAACUCGUUCGUGGAACCAUUGGGCUGGAAAACAUUGUGUGUAGUCCUUUCAGGGCUUGCAAUUUGGUGCUUCAGCUCUAAUUUCCUAUUAGGUUUCGCUCGAGCGAAAAGUUAUUACGGAGGUUCAAGUCCUGGCAGAGUCGCAGGAAGCCAAAAGCCUGUCAACAAGAUCUCUAACCCUUCUUUGCUCAUGAGUCCGGACAACGAAUUGCUGGAAUAG